UGUUUCUCAAUUCCAAGAACGCAAAGAACGGACUUGCGUCCUCGUGGAGAUCGGUCUUGCCAGGCGACCUUGGAAGAACGAACUCGGAAGUUUUGCCGCAAUGACUUCUGGGGCGUAAAGCGAUUUCAGCAAGUCUGCACUCGAUAUCAAGAACACAUCCGGGUAUUUUCAUGCGUCCUCUGUCCUUGCGUUCUUGAGAAUUGGAAUUGAACUUCGACCGUUAAUGAUGACGUAGAGCGAGGACACGAGGACGCAAGAUCGCUGAAGAACGCAUAUUGAGAAACAGCCGAUGUUUUGGGGAUGUUUACGGCUUAUUCGUCUAUGUAAUACACGCCAUUAGCAAGAUUGCGGCUCGUGUGUGAGUUUUUCAAAUUUUAUUGUAUUUUGCAAAACUUUACAAUAAAGACUUUUUGUUUUUCAUUUUACUUGCAUCAAACAUUUGUCUGUUCACCUUCUAAAUCGUAUAUUUCACAAAAAAAAAUAACUGUAUAUUUUUAUUGCACAAUUUUUGUGUGUUCCUUACAAACAUGCACAUUUUAAAAACCACAAAUACAAAUGCAAGUACAUAUGAAGAAUAUUUUGUUCUGCUGUGAUGCCUGGGACUUAAAUCAGCUCCGUUUAUAUCCCAUAUAGCCUACUUUAAAAAAAAAUCGAAGUGAGCGGCUUUCUACAGGUCACGUGACAGCUUCAUUUGAAACAAUGCUCCGGAACACUGUUUUAAACUGCACUAGUGUGUCGAAGACCGUGCGAUCUGCCCAUCCAUACAUAACUAAUCUGUUAUCUUUAUCUUCAAGGAUUUUUUUUCUUUUUUUGUCCUGCCUGUGUCGUGACAUGGCUAUCUCCUCAAUAUCACGCCUGAAAGACUGUUAUCUUUGCUCUUCUUCUUUAAAAGACUCGGUUGUUUUAAGAUGCUCUCACAGUUUGUGUAAAAGCUGCGUACAUAGCUACUGGGAGUUCAACAAGACUCUGGAUUGUCCUGUUUGUUUGAUGGAGACUCAUUGUUCUGUGCUUCUGCAGGAUUUUAGUCUUUCUCACUUUUCAGAUGGCAGAAACAUCAAACCAAAUCAUGUGAAGAAUGCAGAAAGUAAGAUGAGGGAGCAGUCAAGUAAAACCAGGGAUGAGGAGGUCGAUGCAGAUGUGAUGCUGGGGCAGAAUAAAUGUGAAGAGGAACCUCCUGCUACUUCACUGAGGUCCAACCUGUGCCCAAAAUGUGGCAAGAGCUUCAAAAGAAAAUCUGACCUGAGAGCCCACGAGAAGGUGCACAUCUUAAGAAAGCCGCACCAGUGCUCCACCUGUGGAAAGAGUUAUGCUGGCAAAUAUAAGCUCGCUUUACACAUGCGUCUGCACACAGGUGAGAAGCUGUUUAACUGCUCUUACUGCAACAAAAAGUUCACUGAAGAGAUGUCUUUGAAGUCCCACUUAAGGAGCCACACAGGGGAAAAGCCGUUCUCUUGUUCUCAAUGUGGGAAAUGCUUUUCUGGAAAAAGUAGCCUAAAAACUCACCUGCAGUUGCAUGGUGGAAAUCUGCCUCAUCAGUGUGAUCAUUGCGGGAAGCUUUUUAACACUGCAGCUGCAAUGAGACAGCACAAGGCGACCCACACCGGCGAAAAGUCUUUUCCAUGUCCACAAUGUGACAAAGGGUUUAUAACAAAGGAUGAGCUGAAGACUCACCUGAAUAGCCAUUUGGGGAUCAAACCAUUCAGCUGUUCAGUGUGUGGGAAGAGUUUCGUAACGAAGCAGGUACUUAACACUCAUCAGGUCAUUCACAAGGACGACCGCCCCUUUCACUGCACACAGUGCGAGAAAAGCUUCAAAAGAAUGAGCCAUCUGACCUCACACAUAAAGACCCACAGCUCUGACACCCCUUACAAGUGCACCUACUGCAGCAAAUCCUUCAAACUUCCCUUCUACCUAAAACUGCACGAGCGUAUUCACAGUGAAGAGAAGCCUUACAGCUGUGAGCAAUGUGGCAAAAGCUUUCAUUCAUCAGGAGAUCGCACCAAACAUCAGGCUGUACAUUCAGAGGAAAAACGGCACAAGUGCUCAAUUUGUGAUAUGAGGUUUCGCUUCAACAGUUCGCUGAGGAAACACAAAGUCAUUCACUCUGAGGACAAACCUUACCAAUGUGAAAAGUGUGGAAAGAGCUUUAACAGACUCGAUACCCUGAAAAGCCAUAAAGCGAUCCACACCGAUGAAAGACCUUACAAGUGUUCUCAAUGUAAUUUGUCUUUCAAGACUUCAUCUUCGCUAUGGUUACACAAAAUGAUUCACUCCAAGACCCUGCUACACUGCAGCAUCUGUGACAAAACCUUCACUCGCCAAAAAUCAUUAAAAAUUCAUCAAGACAUUCAUGCAGGGAUUAAAGUCUACAAAUGCUCUGAGUGUGGAAAAUGCCUGAGUGCGGAAAGUAGCUUGAAGUUGCACAUGGAGCAACACUUUGAAAAGAAAAUGUACCACUGCGCUGAGUGCGAGAAGAGUUUUAGAUCAGUGUCAUACCUGAGGAAGCACCAGAAGAUGGCGCACAUUGAUGAGAAGCUGUAAAUAAUACCAAAGGGAUACUGGUUACUUACCAGUUGCAACAUUCAGGAGCAUAUUUGUUUCCAUUGCGGGAAGGUAUAGAUGUAGAGGAACAGUCGGCAUGAGAUGAUUCAGACCUUAAUGAUACUCAGUUUGGUAAAGAAUUUGUUAGUAGACACCAUCUAAAACAACAUAAAACAAGUUAAGCAUUAUGUUUGUUUUAUUGUUUUAAAAGUCUGUGUUAAAUCGUCAUAAAAACUUAAUUAGGAGGAAACAUAAAAUUAAUAAAUGUAAUUAGUUAUUUUAAACCCAUCAAUGAAGUAAUAUAAUAUACCCCCUCCCAAUCUGGAGUCCCCCCAGUGAAUUUCUGCCAUUUCAAACCCUGAGUAGGUCUAAAACAGAACUGAUCUGUUAUCUUCGAGUAUAUUCUUGUCUGCAUUUAGAUCCACUUUUUUAAUGUCCCUUCCUCCAUACUGUAAGUAUUUAUAGACUGCCUCUACAGAUUCCACGGCAACCUAGAUAUUAAAACAAGCUCAUCCCCUAAAAAGCUUGAUUAUUAUAGAGGUAGAGGUAAGCUCAGUCCAAGCAAUACAUCGAUAAUAUCAAUUAAAGUGGUAUUAUCUUAAAGGGGCAAUGAACCUGUCGAUUUUAUUAUUUUAUACUGUUGUCUGAGGUCUACUUAUGAUGUUCGUGUGGUUUUUACAUUCAAAAACAUCAAAACCAAUAAGUAAUAUGCUAUUUUGUAAUAUGGUUCUGAUGCUGUCUGGAAAAAUGGUUCGUUUGAAGGGGCGGGUCGCAUUGAAGACCUGGACGUAAAUGCCCACUGCUAUGAUUGGACAGUUUCAUUCACCAUUAUUACAUGUGGGGAAAUGUUUUAAAAACAUUAAUGUGUAAAAAUAGCAACCGAACACACAUGUUGAUAUACAUAAAUGACAAUACGUAUAGUAAAGUAGAAACAAAACUUUAAACUCGGGGUGAGUAAAUUGCCAUAUACAACACAGUAAGCGCACAUCAGAAUCUAAACUGCGGCUGGUAAGUCUUGUAUAUAACUUUGUAUAUUUCUUUUGUGCUUGUGAGGUUGCUCUUACAUACACGUAACGUUACAUACCACAAUUAUUUGAUAAAAAAGCUUUGUUGAGUGUUGGACCUUUGAAACGCAACUUGCCUAAAUUACAGUAUACAACACAGUAAACGGGCAUCAGAAUCUAAAUCGCGGCUGGUAAGUCCUUCCUUAUAACUAACUUUGUAUAUUUCUAUCGUUAUAUAUCAGUUGUAUUGUUAAGUGUUGCACCUUUAUUAAUUGUUUAAUGUUUUUAGUAAAUUAAAACAAUGUGUUUAGACACGGAUGUUACAACAGGACAUAUCAAGCGAUCUCUAAAAAAGCAAUAGUGAAACUUGGUGCCAAAAACUAUUAUAUUUUAGUAAAAAGGACAAAAUAUAUAUAUA
Misgurnus anguillicaudatus (oriental weatherfish) is the source of this 3963-nucleotide messenger RNA. RefSeq lists its product as uncharacterized. NCBI's taxonomy places the organism in Eukaryota, Metazoa, Chordata, Actinopteri, Cypriniformes, Cobitidae. Gene Ontology annotation, biological process: regulation of transcription by RNA polymerase II. Gene Ontology annotation, molecular function: DNA-binding transcription factor activity, RNA polymerase II-specific; RNA polymerase II cis-regulatory region sequence-specific DNA binding. The record is from RefSeq and is a predicted model, not a curated record.